CGCCAAACUCACCGGAAAUUUCGACGGAGAUGCUGCAUUCCGAUGACCCAACGCUGGCUGAGGCUCUCAAACAAAUUGUGCAGAUUGAACUGUGAAGGACGGCUAUUUAUUUCACAAGUGCUAAAUCUGGUGAGGAAAUUAGUUAAUUGUGCUUGAGCUGAGUGCAGGCAUGGGUGGAAGCAAGUUGCUGGCUGAUAAAUCUCAUAGAGAUGGUUCUCCAAGUUACAGAAGUCGUAAUGAUAUUAAGAAAUGUAUCGAUCAUGGGAUAGUUUAUGCAGAGGACAAACGAAUAGCCAGUGAUCCGAGGAAAAAUUCUUCAUCCAAGAAAUCAGGUGGAACACCAAUGAAGAUGCUCAUGGCUCAAGAGAUGUCUAAAGAAACCGAGUCUAGAAGGAAGCAAACCAAUGUCGUUGCUAGGUUAAUGGGUCUCGAUGAAGCUCUGCCUGCUCAUCAAUCAGUUGUAAAUGGUCGUUCUUCGCGUGUUACCUUAGCUGGAGCUCUCCAAAACUCCCGAAAGCUCGAAGAUUUCUAUUUCGACAAUGAGAAGCAAUAUCGAGAUAUAUAUGAAGUGAGAAAUUUUGAUAUUCAGAACGAGAGGAGGAUGGCCCUUGUUCGUCAGAAAUUCAUGGAAGCAAAGAGACUGGCCACGGAUGAAAGGCUUUUGCAGUCCAAGGAAUUCCAAGAUGCCCUGGAAGUUUUAAGUUCAAAUAGAGAUUUAUUCCUCAAAUUUCUGGAGGAGCCAAAUUCCCUUUUCUCAAAGCAUUUGAAAGAGCUCUCGACUCCUGCAGUACCUCAAACAAAGAGAAUCACAAUAUUGAAACCAUCAAGAACAGUAGAGAUGAGAGGUGAGCACUAUCCAUUGACUAGUGGUGGGUGGGAUAAUAACAAGCCUCAACGAAGCUCUACCAUGAAUCAACCAACAAGGAUAGUAGUCCUAAAGCCAAGCCCUAGAAAACGUGAUGACACAAAAUCGAUGAUUAUGCCCUAUGAAGUGGAGGAGGAUGAUCUUGCCCAAGCCUUUACGACUACUGAAUCCAUAAGAUCUAAAGACAUAGCGGAGGAUAUAACUCAGCAGAUGAGGGAGAGUUUUAGUAGUAAUCGAAGAGACGACUCAUUAUUAUCUUCAGUCUUAUCAAAUGGCUAUGUUGGAGAUGAGAGCUCAUUUAAUCGAUCAGAAAAUGAUUUCGGAGGCGACGAAGAUAGAAGUUUCAGCGAUUUAGAGAUUCCUACUUCAUUAUCGCGACAUUCGUGGGACUGUUCCAAUAGAUAUGGUAGUCCUUCAUCAUUUUCAUCCUUUAGUCGAGCAUCUGGUUCUCCUGAGCCAUCAGUUAUUAGAGAAGCUAAGAAAAGGCUUUCAGAGAGAUGGUCUCUGGUUACUUCGAAUGAAAAAAGUCGAGGGCAAAUGGAAAGAGGAAGGAGCUCUAAUACAUUGGGUGAGAUGCUUUCUAUUCCAGAGGUAAAGAAAGAAGAAGUCACCAUGAAGGGGAUAGAUGUUUCAAGUAGUAGAUCAUUUGGUGGCGAACAAGAAUUGAGAAUGUCAAGUUCUAGUAUGUCCACUUCUCAAACAAAAGAUGGAGAUGACAUUGAGAAAUCACAAUCGCCUUCAAGUUUAUCUAGGUCAAGAUCUCUUCCGGUUUCUUCUGGUUUUAAGAAUGUCCAGUUGAACUCAGAAGAUUGCAACUCACAGGUCAAGAAACCUAUUGUUGUCAAAGAUUCAGCUAAGUCGAAAAGUGGGAAAUCAUCAUCAUUUAAGGGGAAAGUUUCGAGUUUGUUCUUUUCUAGGAAUAAGAAGGGCAGUAGAGAGAAAUCUUUUGAGCCUGCUGUUAAGGAAAAUGUUGAUUUGUUACAUCAACCUGAAGCUUAUCCUCCAUUUAGCACUGACAAAGAACCUAUGAAGGUAUUUUCUCCUGGUCCAGUGAAGGAUCCAUCAAAACAAGGAAAUGUCUCUUUUAGGGAGAUUCUUUCUCUGGAGAAACCGAGCAUAUCAGAAGGUUUAAGCAAUAAUCAAAAUGACCCGAGUUCAUCUAAUAAUAUUACCGAGAGUCAGAACCAACCCAGCCCCACAUCAGUUCUUGAUGCGCCAUUUGAGAAUGAUACAAGCAACACUCCCAGUUCCUGUGAAAUUCACAAUGCUGGACAUUCAUUGGCACCAAUUGCAUCAAUUGCUCGCACUUUGUCAUGGGAUGAUACAAUACUCGAAUCAUCAAUAACUUUGCAUGAGUGCAACGAAGAAGAGCAACAACGGUAUUUAUUUGUUCAGAAUGUACUCUCAAAUUCUGGGUUAGACAAAGAGAACUUGAACUCAGCGUUUGCUAGAUGGCACUCAGUUAACACUCCAUUGGACCCUGUUCUAUUAAACAAGUUCUUGAACAGGAAAGAGGAAGAUGCUAAGAGCAGGGAAAAGAGAUCAAAUCAGAGACUUCUGUUUGAUUGUAUAAAUUUUGCGUUAUUAGAACUUGGUAAGACAGUCUACGUUGGUGCAUAUCCAUGGCCAAAAGCUUUUAGCGUGAGGAAAAGAAAAGCUUGUGCUGCUGCUUCUUCCAUAGGAGAUCAAGUGUGGUUGCUUGUAAGUGAUUGGUUUUCUGGCGAAGGGAAGUUUGAGUUUGGAGAUAUUGAUUACAGCAAUUUAGUCGUGGAUAUAUUGCUGAGAAGAGAGGUAGGAGGAAAUGGAUGGGAAGAAUUGAUUCAGUCCGAGAUCGAAGAAAUCAGCAAGGAUAUUAGUAGCAAGGUUUUGGAUGAGUUAGUUCGAGAAGCUUUGGCAGAGUUAUGAGGUAUUUUUUAUCCUCUAGAUGUUUUCAUCCUUAGUUUCUGUUUGUUGUGAUAAUGGGGGCCAAUAUAGUGUCUGAAUAUUUAUAAUUUCCCUGGUAAUUUUGUGUGUUUUAUGCUUGAUAUGUGAUCAGCGUAUGCAAGAGAAUAUGUAUAUAUGUUUCAGUUUUUGACUGAUAAAAUUUUCCUUGGGCUUCGCUCUUAUACUUGUUGGCUCCAAGAUGUUCUCUUUAAGCUCCAUGUAAAUCUGUAAGUAGAGAGAUCACUGGAACUAAUAAUGUUACUUCAUGUCAAA
Molecule: messenger RNA, 3061 nt
Organism: Asparagus officinalis (garden asparagus)
Lineage: Eukaryota; Viridiplantae; Streptophyta; Magnoliopsida; Asparagales; Asparagaceae
Exons: 7
Coding region: 170-2770 (866 amino acids)
Source: RefSeq, a predicted model, not a curated record